AUGUGGUUGAUCAUGGCCACCUUCGUGGCCCUUGCUUCGUGCUUCGCCCCUGCUCCUGGUGCAGCGGCGACAGUCUCGGCGCCGCGUCCGCUGCGUGGCAACCACACGCUGGUUUCGGCACAGGGCAAGUUCGAGCUCGGCCUGUUCAGCCCUGCCGGCAGCCUCGGCGACAGGUUCUACCUCGGGAUCUGGUACAAGAACAUCCCCGUCCAGACCGUUGUCUGGGUGGGCAACCGCGCGACUCCCCUCUCUGCCGUCGCCUCCGCCGAGCUCCGGGUGUCCGCCGCCGACGGCAACCUUGAGCUCGUCGGUCCCACCGGAGCCUCUGCCUUGCCGGUGGUCGUGUGGUCUUCGAACCUGUCUUCUUCGUCUAUGUCUUCAUCGCCCGGCAGGAACACAGCGGAGAUCCGCGACAACGGCAACCUUGUCCUUGUUGACGGCGACAACUCCUCCAAUGUGUUGUGGCAGAGCUUCGACCAUCCAGCGGACACGCUGGUGCCCGAAGCGUGGGUCGGGGAGAACAAGCUCACCGGCGAGUAUCAGGCGCUGACGUCGUGGCGGAACGCUCAAGACCCCGCGCCGGGGAUGUUCUACAACACGGUGGACCCCAACGGCACCAGCGAAUUCUUCUUGAUGUGGAACAAGUCCCGCACGUACUUUCGGAGCGGCAUCUGGACGGGGCGCAUCUUCGCAACCGCGACGGAGGCGACGAGGACCAUGCUCUACAACACGACGUACGUCGAGACGCCGGCGUACCGGCGCCUCACCAACGUCGUCUACGACAACGCGACCAUCACGCGCAUCGUGCUCGAUCUCACCGGCCAGGUGAAGGUGUACGUGUGGGUGCACGCGAGGCAGAGCUGGCAACCCUUCUGGACUGCACCCGCCGUGCAGUGCGACGUGUACGCGCUCUGCGGCGCGUUCGGCGUCUGCGAUCAGAGGAGGGGACUGGGCGCUUAG
Messenger RNA from Aegilops tauschii subsp. strangulata, 960 nucleotides. The record is from RefSeq and is a predicted model, not a curated record. Lineage: Eukaryota; Viridiplantae; Streptophyta; Magnoliopsida; Poales; Poaceae.